CACUUUAAUUUCUUUACUGCCAGAAAUGCUAAGCUAGGAUUGUCCCCACUCAUCAGUAGUAUCACUAGUGUAAAAAUGGAAUAGCAACUUUAUAAACAUGGAAAAGUCGAAGAAAUUACAACUUACUGAUAAAAUUGUCCCCACUCAUCAGUAGUAUCACUAGUGUGAAAAUGGAAUAGCAACUUUAUAAACAUGGAAAAGUCGAAGAAAUGACAACUUACUGACAAAACUGUCACCAUUCAUCAAUAAUUCAAUAUCACUAUUAUUUACAAGUGUGAAAAUGAAAAAUCAACGUCAACAUGGAAAAGUGGAAGCAAUUACAGCUGGCUUGAAAGUGACUUUGUUGAUUCAAUAAUUGAGAUGUAAAUGAUGUGAACCACUUAUUGUUGUUAGGAUAACUGUUGAAAUACAAUUACUUGGAUGGUAUUUGGUUAUCACCCCAUUUUCACCAUUACUACUUUUACUAUCACUCUUCUCUUCUCCUCUUUCUCGCACAAAUUUCUGCAAAUCAAAUCAAAAAUGGACAUUGGAACAGCCAUGUCUGUUGCACAAACUUUGUUAGCAGCGCUGCAGUGUUCCCAGCUCAAUGAGAUCUGCUCCAUUGCUGGCUACAAAUCCAAACUCGGUGAGCUCCGUGCCACUGUCGUAAGAAUCAAAGCUGUGCUCGAGGAUGCUGAGGAUGCUGAGGCCAAACAAGUGCUGUCCAAACAAGUACAACUCUAUAUUGAAGAGCUCAAGGAUGCAGUUUAUGAAGCCGAUGAUCUCUUCGAUGAGUUUGUCACUCUUGCUGAGCGGAAGCAGCUCACCAAGGAUCGUGUGUUUUCCGUUUUUAGCAAGUUUGGUACUGCUUACAGAAUGCGUCAGGCGGUUACCAAGGAUCGUAUCUUUUCCGUUUUUAGCAAGUUUGGUACUGCUUACAGAAUGAGUCAGGCGGUUACCAAGAUCAAGAAUAAGCUGGAUGCUAUUGCUUCUGAUAAACGCUUCAGCUUGGGCGUUGAUCCUAAGCCCAUUAAGGAUCGAAGGCCUGAGACCUGUUCCUAUGUGUAUGAAGCUGAUGAAAUCACUGGAAGAGGGCUUGAUUUAGAGAAGAUUGUUGGUGUGUUACUUGAUUCAAAUGUUCAGCAAAAUGUUUCUUUUCUUUCUAUUGUUGGGAUUGGUGGGUUGGGAAAAACAGCGCUUGCCCAACUUGUGUAUAACGAUGAAAGAGUCACAACUGCAUUCUCAUCAAAAAUGUGGGCUUGUGUCUCUGAUGAGAAUGAGAAGUUGUUGGAUGUGCAAGGGGUUCUUGAUAAGAUUCUAGCUUCGGCCACAGGUGAAAAGAAGAUGAAUGGGGACUUUACCAUGGAUGUGCUGCAAAAACGACUUCGAGAACAACUUCUUGGGAAAAAAUACUUGCUUGUUUUGGAUGAUGUGUGGACUGAAAAUUAUGAGCAAUGGCAAAAUUUGAAGCAAUAUUUGAUGGGAGGUCAGACUGGAAGUUGGAUUGUGGUUACAACGCGCUCACAUCGAACUGCGGAAAUCAUAGGAGAGGGUCUAAAGCAUGAGCUAGAAGGCUUGUCAAAGGAAGAUUCAUUGCGUUUACUUAAAAAAGUAGCAUUUGGAUCACAACACUCAAACCCUCCCGAAGACUUGGUCAAAAUUGGUGAAGAUAUUGUAAAGGAAUGUGCUUUUGUCCCUCUUGCAAUUAGAGUGGUGGGAAGUCUUCUCUUUGGCCAAGAAAAAAAUAUUUGGCUGAAAAUUCAAAAGUUGGGAUUAGCGCAAAUUAAUAGAAGCGAACAUAGCAUCAUACCUACAUUGAAGCUGAGUUACUACCAGCUUGAAUCCCCACUGAAAAGUUGUUUCUGUUAUUGUGCAAUUUUCCCUAAAGAUUAUGUGAUGGAGAAGGAUACAUUGAUAAGGCUUUGGAUGGCACAUGGCUACAUCCCAUUGAAUGAUCCUCAGAGUCCGGAAGAUCUCGCUGAGGAAUAUUUCUCGAUCUUGUUGCGGAGAUGUUUCUUGCAAGACGUGAAGAAAGACGAAGAUGGUAGCAUUGAAUCAUGUAAGAUACAUGAUUUAAUGCAUGAUCUUGCUCAACAAGUUGUGGGAAAGGAGAUUUGCAGAGGGGAAACCAUGAAUGGGGAUGUAGACAAAAAAGUUCGCCAUCUCUCUCUUAAUUUCCCUUUUACUAAUAAGAAGAGCCGCCUACGUUCAUUUCUUUUGGGGUUUGAUUGUGAUCAGCUUUGUGUGGCUGCAUUAGUAGGUAAUUGGAAGUAUAUAAGGGCAUUGGACUUGCGUGAGUCAACAAUCAAGAGUUUGCCGGGCUCAAUAGGUGACCUGAUACAUUUGAGGUACCUAGACCUCUCACAUAUGAGAGGUCUAGAAGUUCUCCCAGGAUCUAUUACAAAACUAUAUAAUCUCCAGACUUUAAACUUAAGUCAUUGUAGAGAUUUGAAAGAAUUGCCAAAAGAUUUGAGCAAGUUGGUUAAGUUGAGGGUCUUGGAUUUAACAUAUUGUUAUGAGCUGAGGUAUAUGCCAAGGGGCAUGCGUAAGUUGAGUUGCCUUCACACUCUUAAUUUGUUUGUGUUGGGAGACAUGAGUUCAAGUGAGAAUAACUUACUUGAAGGGCUGGAAGAUCUAAAAGCUCUAAGUAACUUGAAAGGUUCUCUUGAUAUCUGGGUUCGAUAUAUGAAGACAGGUUAUAAAAUAAAUGGUGGAAAGGAAGGUGGGUGCCUGGUGAACAAGGAACAUCUGAAAGAAGUGUGCAUUAAUUUCCUCAAUAAUGGAAGAAGGGAGUAUGAAGAAGCAGUGAUGGAGGAGUUGCAGCCACAUUCUAAUCUCAAGAUAUUUCGGAUGGUGGGAUAUGAAGGUGUGAGAAUGCCAAGUUGGGCAAGGGACAAUUAUAACUUGGCAACCUUUCUCCCUAAUCUUGUUCGAAUAGAUUUUUAUUGUUGUGAGCAAUUGCAGCAUUUGGGACAAUUACGACUUCCUCAAUUGAAAAGAUUAAGGUUGUUUAAUUGUCCAAACCUAACAGCUAUUUUGGAGUGUCCUGCAUUGGAAAAUAUUAAGCUAGAACUAAAUGAAAAUAUUAAUCUUUCAUUCAAUGAAAGAUUGAAAAUAAUACCAAUAUCAGGGGGAGAGGCCUCACCUUAUGAAAUUGGUCCCAAUUUAAGGAAGGUUACAAUCGACAAUGUGGCAUGGCUUAAUUCACUGCCCAUGAACUCUUUUCAUGAUUGUGCAAAGCUUUGCAUAACUAGGGACUACAAGGUGGAAAGUUUGGGAGAAGCUAUGGAGGUGUUUCGUAGCUGUUCGGCUUCCCUGAAGUACUUAAAAAUUGAUGGUUGCAACAAAUUGAAGAGUGUACUACGUGGAGGUUUAGAGCAUCUCUCUGCCUUAGAGGAGUUAGAAAUUAACAAUUGCGAUAAUUUGAAUGAAUCUGAAGAAGUAGAGAGAGUAUCCUUUUGUCAAUCCCUUCGCUCAUUAAAAUUGGGUUCUCUUAAUCAGCUGGUACAACUGCCCAAUUGGAUACAGUACUUGUUUGCCCUCCAAACCCUUACUAUUCACAAUUGCAAAAAAGUGGAAUCAAUGCCAAAUUGGAUUUCCCAACUCACCUCUCUUAGAAAGCUUGAUGUCCGGGAUUGUUCAGCACAGCUGAGAGAAAGAUGCCAAGAACCAACCGGAGAGGACUGGCCCCACAUUCAACACAUUCCUUCCAUUAAUUUCGUGUUCUGUUCAUUAUAAUAGCUCCUCUGGUUUAAUUAUGAUCAGGUGAACUAUUCAACUUUUUGAUCUCUGUUGUAUAAGUGUAUUUCUAGACUUAAGGAUUGAAUAGCUUUGUUAGUUUGUCAAUGAAGAAUAAUUACUAAUUCCCGUGUCUUG
Messenger RNA from Chenopodium quinoa (quinoa), 3855 nucleotides. RefSeq names its product disease resistance protein RGA2-like. NCBI's taxonomy places the organism in Eukaryota, Viridiplantae, Streptophyta, Magnoliopsida, Caryophyllales, Amaranthaceae. Gene Ontology annotation, biological process: defense response to other organism. Gene Ontology annotation, molecular function: ADP binding; protein binding. The transcript has a single exon. The record is from RefSeq and is a predicted model, not a curated record. The coding region runs from base 421 to 3717 and encodes 1098 amino acids.